UGUUGUUAAGUUACAGUAUAAAUUUGUAACUCAAAAUUGACAGUUUAUUAACAAUUUUCUACUUAUUACUAUAAAAAAUGCUUAACUACGUUCCUUUAGCGGUGUUUUGUAUUUGCUUCACGGCAAUUAAUUUACUCGCACAAAAUUUGACCGAAGAUCCAAAUGCGAAUUUAAUAUUUCCAAACUUCUCCAUUCAGGCAUUGGACGAGUCCAACUAUCGCGCCUUUCCUGGACAGCAAACUGAAAAAAUGUUUGUUGUAAUCGCGUAUGCAACGGUCAACUGGUUUAGAGCACAAGAGAUCUGCGGCUAUCAGGGUCUCUCCUUGGCCACCAUUAAUUCAAGAGAAGAAAGCCGGGCACUACAGGCUUAUUUAACACGAGCUGGUCUAAAUCUAAACCGUGAAGCUUUUUGGCUAGCUGGCUCUAUACACGCUGAUAACAAAAAUUGGGUUUGGUUCAGUACAGGCCGUCCUCUCACCUAUGCCA
This is a messenger RNA of Rhagoletis zephyria (snowberry fruit fly), 486 nucleotides long. RefSeq lists its product as uncharacterized. NCBI's taxonomy places the organism in Eukaryota, Metazoa, Arthropoda, Insecta, Diptera, Tephritidae. The record is from RefSeq and is a predicted model, not a curated record.